CGUCUGGCAACUCUGGGAUCAGCUGUUUGAAAACUUGCAACUUUAUUUCCAAACAAAUACACAUUUCAAUUUGAUUUCCCCAAGGAAAUAUAGUCGGAUUAAAGCCAAACUCUAUGAGCCUUAUUCGCGGAGGACUUGGCUCGUCCUUGAGGCCCAUUCUCCGCGCUCUCCACCCCCUGCUCGCCAACAAAAACAUCGAAGCACAAAGGUCACCGCUGAUAAGCAAGCGUUUUUACGCCGGCAAAAAGAGAAGGGAGAUGGAUUUGAAGUAUCUAAAUCAAAAGGAGGCCAUCGACGUGGACCAGGAGCUCUUCACGGAGUACAAGUUCAGUGUGGAUCAGCUAAUGGAGCUGGCCGGCUUGAGCUGCGCCCACGCGGUGGCCAAAUGCUUCCCAGCGGAGAAGCAUCCACGGAUUCUCGUUUGCUGUGGACCGGGCAACAAUGGUGGCGACGGCUUGGUGGCCGCCCGGCACCUCUCCUUGAUGGGCUACACACCAACCAUUUACUAUCCCAAGCCGACGGCCAAGCCGCUCUUCGAGAACCUCAGCCACCAGUGCCAAAUGAUGGACAUCUGCGGCGUGAAGGAGUGUCCUUCGGUGGCGACUGCCGCCAGUGACUAUGACCUCAUCCUGGACGCGCUCUUUGGAUUCAGCUUCAAGCCGCCAGUGCGAGCGGACUUUGUCGCCGUCGUGGAACUGCUGCAGCAGACCAAACUGCCAAUUGCCAGCGUGGACAUUCCCAGCGGCUGGGAUGUGGAGAAGGGCAAACUGACUGAAUGCGAUGUGGAACCGGCUCUGCUCAUUUCCCUGACUGCGCCCAAGCUUUGUGCCCGCCAUUUCCGCGGAGAACAUCACUACCUGGGCGGCAGAUUCGUGCCGCCCGCUCUGCAGCGCAAAUACGGACUGAAUCUGCCCACUUAUCCGGGCAACGAACUGUGCGUCAAGCUGUGAUUUAUACAUGUGAGAAUGGGAAUGAUGGAUAUAUCCAAAUAAACGAUGGAGUCUUGA
Drosophila yakuba is the source of this 1007-nucleotide messenger RNA. It is a transcript of the gene Naxe, whose product is annotated as NAD(P)H-hydrate epimerase. Gene Ontology annotation, molecular function: NAD(P)HX epimerase activity. The coding region runs from base 114 to 950 and encodes 278 amino acids. The transcript is spliced from 2 exons. The record is from RefSeq and is a predicted model, not a curated record. Lineage: Eukaryota; Metazoa; Arthropoda; Insecta; Diptera; Drosophilidae. Gene Ontology annotation, cellular component: mitochondrion.